ACACCCUUUACCUAAAGGAUGGCCAAAGGGCUCUUGGUGACCUAUGCCCUUUGGGCUGUAGGAGGCCCUGCUGGGCUCCACCACCUGUACCUGGGGAGGGACACUCAUGCACUGCUCUGGAUGCUUACCCUGGGGGGUGGCGGGCUGGGCUGGCUCUGGGAAUUCUGGAAGCUCCCGAGCUUUGUAGCUCAGGCCAACAGACCCCAGAGGCAGAGGCAGAGCUCAGUAGGGAGGACACCCCCUCUCAGUUUCAUUCGCUUUGUUGCCCAGGUGAUAGUGGGCAUCUAUUUUGGCCUGGUGGCUCUCAUUAGCCUUUCUUUCAUGGCCAACUUCUAUAUUGUGGGCCUUCCACUGGCAGUUGGCUUAGGGGUCUUGCUUGUGGCUGCUGUUGGCAACCAGACCUCAGACUUUAAGAAUACGCUAGGGGCAGCAUUUCUUAUUUCCCCUAUCUUCUACGGCCGCCCCAUAGCCAUCCUUCCCAUCAGCUUGGCUGCCAGCAUCACAGCCCAGAAGCAUCGCCGCUAUAAGACUUCAGUUGGGUCAGAGACACUCAGUGUCCGGCUCUACCGUCUGGGCUUGGCUUACCUUGCUUUCACAGGCCCACUAGCCUACAGCACCUUCUGCAACACAGCAGCCACCCUUAGCUAUGUGGCAGAGACCCUUGGCUCCUUUUUGAGUUGGUUCAGCUUCUUCCCCCUCCUUGGCCGCAUCACAGAGUCUGUCUUCCUUCUGCCUUACCGGAUCUGGAGGCUGCUGGUGGGGGAUCCUGGUUUCAGCAACAACUCCUUCCGUGAGUGGGAGAAGCUCUAUGAGUUUGUUAACAGUUUUCAGGAUGAGAAGCGUCAGCUGGCUUACCAGGUUUUGAGUGUCUCAGAGGGGGCAACAAAUGAAGAAAUACAUCGAAGAUACCGGGAGCUAGUGAAGAUCUGGCACCCUGAUCACAACCGACACCAGACAGAGGAGGCUCAGAGGCACUUCCUGGAGAUCCAGGCUGCAUAUGAAGCCCUGAGUCAGCCCAGAAAGCCCAAGGGAUCCUGGAGGUGAGAAGAAAUUGCCCCUUGAGGGUGGACUCUUCCUGGCAGAGCUAAGCAGCUUGUCUCAACCCAGCUUUGCCCACACAGGUCAUCCCAACAGCAUUGAAGAACUGGUCUGUUUGCAGUGGAGAUGAGAAAACCUUAAAGGAGUGAGAAAGCUAUUGUAGUGGAAUAACGUUUCUAUUUUGAAUUUCUCAAUUGUCGGUUAUUGUAUUCCUGAUAAGUUCUUCCUAAAACUAGAUAGUGAAAUUAAAGGCAUGUUAUAAAACCAAUAAAAUAUCUUUUAGA
Messenger RNA from Panthera uncia (snow leopard), 1322 nucleotides. It is a transcript of the gene DNAJC22, whose product is annotated as DnaJ heat shock protein family (Hsp40) member C22. Bases 19 to 1044 code for a protein of 341 amino acids. The transcript has 2 exons. NCBI's taxonomy places the organism in Eukaryota, Metazoa, Chordata, Mammalia, Carnivora, Felidae. Gene Ontology annotation, cellular component: plasma membrane; early endosome. Gene Ontology annotation, biological process: endocytosis. The record is from RefSeq and is a predicted model, not a curated record.